Schistosoma turkestanicum is the source of this 4200-nucleotide messenger RNA. The record is from the annotation of a GenBank genome assembly. NCBI's taxonomy places the organism in Eukaryota, Metazoa, Platyhelminthes, Trematoda, Strigeidida, Schistosomatidae.
UAGAAGUACUUCCACUCCGAAAGGUUGGUUUCAAGGUCAUUCGUUUGUAAAAAAGAAUCUGCACAAACCGGCUACAUGUCAUCAUUGUUCAGAUCUUUUAUGGGGGAUAUUAGGAACAACAGGAAUGGUUUGUGAAGUUUGUAAUUUCCUAGCCCAUGAAAAGUGUAUGCGUGCAGUUACAACCGCAUGUACAUGUAUUGCACCAUUCUUAACUAAGGAUCCUGUGCCUCAUUGUUGGUCAGAAAUUGGACAUUUUAAAAGAAAAUUUUGUAAUGUCUGUCGUAAACGUGUCGAUGAUUUAUUGGCAUUGAAAUGUGAAAUUUGUGAAUAUUACUCACAUUAUGAAUGUUUGGAUUUUGUAGCAGCCGAUUGUAAACAAUGCGCUAUUUCUACAUUGACAUCAAUGGCUAAGUCUCCAACAUGUAUACCGGAUCCAGUUGAAACAAGAAACUCUUAUAUGAUGUCACGUUUAUUGAAAAAUUUUUCCAAAUCAUAUUCAUCAACUGAUCCCACAGAUUUACCAUUGAUUGAUUUGACUGAAAAUGAAUUCCCUAAUAAAUGUAUUGAUAAUAUCAACACUAAUACUACUACCAAUACUACUAGUAGUACUAGUACUACUAGUAGUACUACUAAUACUACUAACACUUCAACUGUUAGUAAUACAAUCCCCAGCACAACUACGAAUACAUCACUAGGAUUGGCCAGUUCUCAAUCUUCUUCAACGAAUACACCAAAAACAUCAACACAUCAAUAUCAUUCUGUAGAAAUACAAAGUGGUCUUGCUUUAUUAGACGUUGUUAAAACACUCUCUUCAUCUUCAUCACCGUUAUCAGCAUCACCGCAAAAAUCUUCAGGAAUCAAUGAAGAACAAGCAUCAUCGUCAUGUACAACAACAGCAAUAACUAACACUACAGAAAAAUCUGAUAGUUCUAUACCACCGCAUACAUUUUCAUUGUUAUCUUCUCAUGUACAACAAUCACAUCAUUGGCGUGAAGGUAAUUUACCAGUUAAUUCUAAAUGUGUAUCAUGUCGUAAAACAUGUUGGUCUGCGGAAUGUUUAACUGGUUUACGUUGUGAAUGGUGUGGUGUUACAACACAUUAUUCAUGUUAUAAAAAUUUAUCAUUAGAAUGUGAUUUUGGCAUAUUAAGAAACAUAAUGCUUCCACCAUAUUGUGUAUCAGUGCCUCGUACAAGUUUAUUAGUUGAACAAAUUAUUGGUAUGUGUAAACCUCAACCGGAGACAUUAAUGGGAGUUCAAGCUCUUACCGAUGAAUUUUCAAGUAAUGGUGAUAGUCCAGAAGAAUCUGGAAUUGAAAGAAAAUCAACCAAAGAUAAAACAGAUCGUGACUUUGAUGAUUAUGUACGUGUCUACGACGGUUGGGGUCGUUUCCGUAAAAAACAAUGUCGAUAUCUUAGUCUUGGUCGUAGUGUAUCUGUGCUUAAAGUGAUUGAACUUUCUUUGAAAGCUUUUCAAUUACCACCUGAUGAAGCAAGAGAUUAUUAUCUUGUAGAAGUAAAUGAAAAAGAUGGAAGUGAACAUCGAUUGCAUAGUUCUGGUUGUUUUAAAUCUCAAUUACAAUUUGAAACUCGUAGACCACAAAUUUUAAUACGUUCACGUGAUCGUAAUCAAGAUCGUGAAUAUAUUCAAACAUUUCCUGGAACAUUAGAUCAAUUCACAGAUGUCGAACUAUUACCAAUACAAAUCUCAGUGACACGUGAUACUACAGUACAUGAUGUUAUUCAGCAAGCAUUGAAAAGAUUUGGACUUGAACAUUUAGACUCGGGUAGAUUUCAAUUAGUUGAAACAAAUUUAGAUCGUGGACUUGUUGAACGUGUUAUGUCAUCAGGUGAACGUUUAUGGACAAUUUUAGAACGUGUUAAACGUGAAUCAGUGCGAGCAUUACGUUUAACACGAUUUUAUUUACAACCAAUUGAAGAAUCUAAAGGACCAGUAGUCACUUUAUUUGUUGGUAAUUUAAAAAAAGGUUUAAGUCAACGUUUAUAUGAACGUAUAUUACUUGAACGACUUGGUAUAGAAAAUAAAUGGGAUUUUAUUGAAGUAAUCUAUUAUGAUUUUGGCAGUUUAGUAUUAGUUUAUUUAAAUGCAGAACGUGCUGAUGAAGCUUAUCAUUUAUUAAAACAAAGUACAUUUGAAGAUCGUCCAAUUUUAGUAAUGAUAUUGCCUAGACUUAAACCAAAUAAAUUACCAGAUGAUAUUAAACCAUUGUUAGUAUUAGUCAAUGUGAAAUCAGGUGGAUGUCAAGGUGCUGAAUUAAUCACAUCAUUUCGAAAAUUGUUAAAUCCUCAUCAAGUGUUCAAUUUGGAUUAUGGUGGUCCACUACCGGGUUUACAUUGUUUUCGUCAUUUAAAACAAUUUAAAAUACUUGUAUGCGGUGGUGAUGGUACAGUUGGUUGGGCAUUGUCAUGUUUAGAUAAUGUCGGUCAAGAUGCUGCAUGUCCUACACCACCAAUGGCAAUUCUACCCCUUGGUACUGGUAACGACCUUGCACGUGUUCUACGUUGGGGUUCAGGUUAUACAGGAGGUGAAGAACCAUUAAGCAUAUUGAAAGAUGUUGUUGAAGCGGAAAAUAUACGUUUAGAUCGUUGGACUGUUGUCAUUAAACCAGAUCAUGCAGAGAAAGAUGCACAAAAGAAACAAUUACAAAUUGAAGCUAAUUCUUCGAACACGAAUGAAGAUUCUAGUCGAAUAUUUGUUAUGAAUAAUUAUUUUGGUUUGGGGAUAGAUGCUGAUUUAAACUUGGAUUUUCAUAUGGCACGUGAAGAGAAUCCAGCAAAAUUUAAUAGCAGAAUUCAUAAUAAAAGUGUUUAUUUAAAAAUGGGUUUACGUAAAAUGGUCAAUCGUACAAAAUGUAAAGAUUUACAUCAAAAUAUUGUCAUUGAAGUUGAUGGUCGUCAGUUGGAUUUACCACCAUUAGAAGGUGUUAUUAUAUUGAAUAUUUUAUCAUGGGGUGCUGGAGCUAAUCCAUGGGGUGUUGAGAAAGAUGAUGCAUUCACAACACCAACACAUUUUGAUGGUCAGCUGGAGAUUGUCGGUGUAACUGGUGUAGUACAUAUGGGACAAAUAUUUUCUGGUCUACGUACAGGUAUACGAUUAGCACAAGGUGGUCAUAUACGAAUUACAGUGAAAUCUGAUAUUCCUGUACAAGUUGACGGGGAACCAUGGAUUCAAUCACCUGGUCAAAUUAUAGUCUUACGUUCAGCUUUAAAAGCAACUAUGCUGAAAAAACGUAAACGACGUAAAGUCAACCGCCGACAUACUGAGCCUGGUUUAGGUGGAUCAGGCAAUGCUAACACAAGUGCAAAUACAAAUCCUAUACAUGGUAGUACAGAGGAUCCUUUAAGUAGUGCUGUAUUCGGUGCUAGUGGACCACCGCCACCAGAAAGUGCAAAUUCACUUGAUUUUGGCAAUCACACUAUGCAUACUGCUUAUACUAAUACUACUACUACUAAUACUACUACUACAACUACUGCUACUAGUAGUAGUAUUACUAGUACUACUAUUAAACAACUUGAUUUAGAUAUAGCAAAAAUUGAUUUAGACGAAGAAGAAGCGGAAGCCGUCAAUCCCAAUGCUACUUCUUAUCUAUCAAAUAAUACAAUCAAAAUCAAUGAUUCUUAUCCAAGAUUAUAUCGACCAGGUCGACCAGUUUGUAUGAAACGUAAAGGACGUCGUAUACCGAAGCCUAUCUUAGUCGCUGUACCAUCUGCUCCAUCGGAAACUUGUCGAUCACCAACAGAAUUACUUCGUCGUGACAAUAACGUUGAUGAUGAUGACGAUGAUGAUGAUGAUGACGACGUUGACGAUGACUUUAAUGAGACGUCGGCUUUAUGUUUAGCGAAAUCAACACGUUUAAAACCAACUACAACUGGGAAUGUUCAAUCAACAACACCAACAUCAACAUCCGAUGAUCAAUGUUCAAUCAUGCAAACUGUAAAAAAUACCACAAUUUCCAGUGCAAUCAAUGAAUUCGAUUCAUCGAUUAAUAAAAAAACAAGUUGAAUAAAAGUGAUCACAAUCAAAUAAGUAGUAGUUAUAGUAGUAUAUUAGUAGUAUUAGUAGUAGUAGUAGUCGAUGACAACUUUUUGUUUUUGCUAUCAACUAACAAUCACAUUCCUUCCAUCCAUUCAUCCAUUUGUACACACUACUAUUACAUAAUGAUGGAAUAGUUUAAUACUUCA